UCCUCUCUCUCGUCUAGUGUUCUGUUUAAUGAACUUCUUUUUUUCUUUUAUUUCAUCGUGUUCUUCUCUCUUCACUAGUAUAACUUGAAGAAAAAGUGUUGUUUUUGUUCUGUUUUUGGUUAGUCAACCAUGAGCCAAGCGGAGGAGAGGUGCUCGCGAAGGGACUCAAUGUUCUCCGGAUUUGUACUCGAUCCAGAGAAAUGCAACCGACUUACCUUGGGAGAGAAAAGAGAACUGGUAUAUGAGAUUGCCCAAUGGUCCAAAAAUGCCACAGAUAUUCUUAGUUCAUUUAGCCGCAGAGAGCUUCUUGAAAUCAUCUGUGCAGAGAUGGGUAAGGAAAGAAAGUACAGUGGCUAUACUAAAUUUCGAAUGAUAGAGCACCUUCUGAAGUUAGUUUCUCAGAAGUCCCUGAGGAAUAACACAGAUAACAUUUCUACCUCUUGCAUCAAAACUGAAGCUGGUUUUAAGAGGAAACGGGAGGAAAUAUCAUUGACUAAACAAUUAAACAACCUAAACCAGGUUUCUCUUGAGAAUGGUAAAGCAAAAAAUGUUAAAAAUAAAGUAUGUCAGAAUGUUGCCUGCAGAGCAGCAUUGAGUUUGAAUGAUGUGUUCUGCCAAAGAUGCUCUUGUUGUAUUUGUCAUCAGUAUGAUGAUAACAAGGAUCCUAGCUUGUGGUUGACCUGUGGCUCCAAUUCUUGUAAUGAUAACAACUCAUGUGGAAUGUCAUGCCAUUUGGAAUGUGCUUUGGAGGAUGAAAGAGCAGGCAUUAAGAUUGGUUGUCCCACGAAGUUGGAUGGAAGUUUCUACUGUGUUUCUUGUGGGCAAGUUAAUGGUUUACUGAGAACCUGGAGAAAGCAAAUGCUGAUUGCCAAAGAGACCAGAAGAGUGGAUGUUCUGUGCCUACGAAUCUCUUUGAGUCACAAGAUUCUUUUAGGAACUGAGAAAUACCAAAAAUUGCUGAAAACAGUGGAGACUGCCUUACAGACCCUGAAAAAUGAAGUGGGACCUCCUGAACUGUUAUGUACAAAGAUGGCCCGCGGUAUUGUCAACAGGCUCUCAUGUGGUGUUGAGGUUCAGAAAUUGUGUGCUUCUGCAGUGGAUGCUUUUGAUUCCUUGAUUCUUACUGACCCUCACCCUCCUCACAUAGAAAAGAUGGAGCCAAUGCGAUGCAUGAUCCGGUUUGAAGAAUACUCUGCAACCUCCGUCAUCAUUGUACUGGAAUACAAGGAUCACCUGAUAAAAGACUUUGCAGGCUGCAGGCUGUGGCAUCGUAAGUCAAACACGAAGGAUUAUCCAGAACACCCUACUUUCAUUGUACUCAAGCCAGAGAAGAGAUUCUCGCUGACAGAUCUUGAUCCGUCUACUGAAUAUAUCUGCAAGGUUUCUCUGUUCAAAAGCACAGGAAUUUUUGGUGAUUGGGAAGCUAAAUGGAUCACACCUGCAUUAAGUGGAAGCUUUGUUGCAAAGUUAAAAGAAUAUAGAAAGGAAGAAAAUGCUACAAUAACUCAGAUCCAUCCCCAAGUGGAAUCAAUUAGUUCUUGCAAUACUACAUUAGCUGUAAAACGUCCACCUUCACUGGCCAAAAUCAAGAAGAACAAAGAUGACGGGCUGCCUCCUCUAUUGAUCACCAAACCAUUUUCUCCAUCCACACCUUGUAUAUAUGAUGGAAUGCGGAAAGUACCAGGCUUGGGUUGUGAAAGGAGGACGGAAGAGAGUGACUACGAAUAUUCAGUUAGGGUAGUGAAAUUGUUAGAGCAAGAAGGGCAUAUUAAUGAAUAUUUCAGAGUAAAGUUUCUCACUUGGUUUAGCCUUAAAGCAACAAGGCAAGAGAGGAGGGUGGUCAGUGUUUUCAUUGAUGCUCUUAUUGAUGACCCACCAAUCUUGGCCGAGCAACUCGUCCACACCUUCAAGGACGAGCUCUCUUGUGAGCAGAAACCAGUUCAUGGGAAUGGCUUCUGCACCAAGUUGUGCCGUUAAAGAGUCAGACAGAAGACUUUUGAAAGAAGAAAAAACAAACAUAUUACAGGUACUUUACGCAGAAAGUUUAAUGUGAAGCUCCUUAGAUUGUGUUUUCUCAAAACAGUAUUGGCAUGGCAGAUUGAUUAACUUAAGUUAACCGUUUUUGUUUGGUUGUCUCGUGGCCAAGUGCAUAAAUCUAAUUCACAAAUCUAAGAUCUUGAAUGAAA
This is a messenger RNA of Mangifera indica (mango), 2186 nucleotides long. Its product is annotated as VIN3-like protein 2. The transcript has 4 exons. Gene Ontology annotation, biological process: epigenetic regulation of gene expression; vernalization response. The record is from RefSeq and is a predicted model, not a curated record. Lineage: Eukaryota; Viridiplantae; Streptophyta; Magnoliopsida; Sapindales; Anacardiaceae. The coding region runs from base 130 to 1977 and encodes 615 amino acids.